UGACACUGUGCUAAAUCAAAAUGUUCUGGAACUUGUCUAGUCUACCAAGGGACUACAGUACAACAAUUAAUGUCAUAUAGACUUUAUCAAGGACUCAGACUCUCAAACACCCGCAUUUGACUUUGGUGUGAUCCAUGUUCAGGCUCAUGCAGAUGCCGCCACGCCAGUGAGGCUUAGACGCUUCGCCGAAAUUGAUCAGCCUUAUUCACCCUACCUAACCUCCGCACAGCUUGUAAAAUCCCUUCUCACUGUAUAUAAAACUCCAUCUUCGACGUCUUCUUAGAGGCAGAGUCUGUGAUGGCUCUUAUAAGAUCAUCUCCAGAUAUUCGGGCUGCGGAUCCCACAAAAUCCCUCACAGCAGCGUUGCUGACCUUCGAAGAUACCCUGACUAACAAGCAAAAGCAACAGUAUCACGCAAGUACUGUGAAACCAGAUGCUGCAAGCGUCAUUGCUUUUGUUGCAGAGAUCGACGCCAAAAACAACAGCACGAGCAGGAGAUGUGUAGCACCGCGGUUGUGCACCUUUCUGGAGGCGACGCAACAGUUUAGCAGCGUCCUGGACACGUUUGUUAGCUCCAACCCCACACUCGCCGCCCUCAUCUGGGGAGGCGUGAAGAUGGCCAUAUUGACGGCUAGCAAUGUCGCGUCUUAUUUCGACAAGGUCACCAGCAUGAUUAUGGCGAUUGGAAAGUCAUGCCCGACGUAUCAAGAAUUCGGUCAACUCUAUCCUGGCUGCGUCGAGCUCCAACGUGCGUUAUGUGAUUACUAUGCCGCCAUCGUGAAUCUGUGCAUCAAGAUUAUUGGAGUCUCAAGAAGGACCCCUGUUACACAUACAUUAACCGCCAUCUUCGUUCCUUUCGAGUCUGAGUUCAAAUCUGAGCUAAACGAUAUAGACCAAAUCGCGAAGGAUAUACAGUUCCAGAUAUCACUUGCCUCAAAGCUGGCUCUUGAGGAAACAAGGAAGUUACUGGAGCACGAAAGGCAGGACAACACAGCGUUUCGGCAGUUGACAUCGAAAUUCCAGAAAAAGACUGAAAAAGAGCAUGCUGAAGCGAAACAGUUGCGGACCAAUCAGAUGAAAAGAGAAGCCGCAAAGUUGAAAUCAAGAAUUCGAAAAAAUCUUUCAUCCAUCGACCAUAUUACCCCAUGGAAGCAGGCUAUCCGACAACGUGUUCCCUCCACAGCCGAGUGGCUGCAGCAGGAAUUCCUCUUUCAUCAGUGGAAGGAUGAUCUGGAUACUGCCACCCUCUGGUGUUCAGGUACGAUGGGUGUGGGUAAGACAGUGCUCAUGGCUAAUGUGGUAGCCCAACUGCAUGCAUCGCGCAAAGACAAUGACAUUAUAUCAUAUUACUUUUGUCGCGCCGACAAUGCGCUCACACUUUCAGCGAGGAGCAUUUUGGGAAGUCUCGCUCGUCAAAUAUUAGAUUCCCAGAUUGAGAAUGCCGAGCAUGACAGUCUACGUGUCCUGGACAAGGAUAGUCGAGACCUUGACGUAACUGAUGUUAUUGAUUUUCUAUUGUCUCACCUUCAGGUUGGCAAGACAUACUAUCUAGUUCUCGAUGGCCUCGAUGAAUGCGAUAGGGCUGAAAUUCAAAUGGUGGCGCGGAGCCUGGCUCAGCUCUGCGACAAGCGUGUUAGUGACUUCAAAAUUAUCUGUGCGGGUCGCCCCGAGCUUGAAAAGGAGCUAUGGAGAGUGCUCACCCCCAAGUAUAAAAUCCAAGUCACUGAAAGGAAAGUCGAGUCAGAUAUGGAUCUCUAUAUUGCCACGAUUUUGAGUCGCUGCCUGGAAGAGGAGCAGCUGAAGCUAGGGGAUCCGAAGCUCAUCAUGGUAAUAGUACAGGCCCUACGAGAAGGGUCUAAAGGGAUGUUCCUUUGGACUAGACUUUUCAUCGAAGAACUCUGCGAACAAAACAGUGACGAUGACAUAUUAAAAGCAUUGAAGGAUCUACCGCGUGGAUUGUCUGAAAUUUUCAAUCGAAAACUACGUCGUAUCCGAGAUAGAACUGCAGCAAAGGAAGCAUUAAAGAUACUCCAAUUCUGUGGCGUGGCGAAACGAUCAUUGACAGUCAUGGAAUAUCAGGAAGCCUUGAGUCUCUUUCCUGGCCAAAAGUCUCUUGACCGCGGGAGGCUCCUUAAUGAUAUAUUCAGAGCCGUUAGUGAUUGUUGUGGGUUGAUAUUCGUUGAGGAAGAGGAAAACACUGUGCACUAUGUUCAUCAAAGUGUUGGACAACACCUAUUCACCAACCGCCAUCCACACUCGCCGGAAUUCGAUAUGGCGAAAGUUGAUCAGCAUCUCGGAUUCCUUUGCAUGACUUACCUCAAUUUCACCGACUUUAAGCGCCAGCUAACGAAGGUGAAGGCGGGUUCCAGUGUCCCUAUCAGGCCCGUUCAGCUUGGGACCUUGCCCGUCUAUCAUUCAAGCAGUUUUACUAAGCGGAUGGCUCAGAAGCUGCUUUCCCAUAGCCCUGGAUUGCAGCAUCUCAGCGGUGCAGAGCUAGCGAAAAGGGCCCAAGAAGCACUUGGCGAUAUGGAGUCUUCUCGUCUGGAGCGAGAAAUUCAGAAGCGAGACUUCCAGUUCUUCAACUACGCCUGGACUUAUUGGAUUAAUCAUGUGACGGAUCUAGACCCAGAAACAGAGAACAUGAUGUGGAGAUUAUUUUGUCAAUGUGUAGAAGGCAAUAAUAUUCUUGCAUACAGACCAUGGGAGUCCAAGCAGCUGGACCACAGAGAAAAGAGCAAUAUACCGAAGGCAGUACAGUGGCUAGUAGCCAACGGGAAUUACAGCUUACUUCUGUACUAUGCAAUGCACCACUCCCACGUUUUGACUGAGAAUGUGAAGCGCGAAAUCCUUCGCAACAGCACCAUUCACAAGCGUUAUCGCUUCACAAAGCUGAUCAUCCAACAGACCAAUACUUCUAGCGAAACCUUAAAACAUGGAUUGCUAUAUGCUGCGAGAGAAGGGUGCAAUAUUUCAGUCAUGAGUUUACUUCAAGCAGCCGUCUAUGUGAAUGAUCAAGUAUGUGGCCAAUCAGCGCUUCAAGCAGCAGCUGAGGGUGGUCAUGUUGAGGUAGUGGAGAUGCUUCUAGCAGCAAAGGCUGAUGUUAAUGCUCCUGCUACUAAUGGUAGACAAACAGCACUCCAAGCAGCAGCUGAGGGAGGUUAUGUUGAGGUAGUGGAGAGACUGCUAGCAGCAAAGGCUGAUGUUAAUGCACCUGGUACUAGUUAUGGUGGACGAACAGCACUCCAAGCAGCAGUUGAGGGAGGCCAUGUUGGGGUAGCGGAGAGGUUGAGACAUGCUGGGGCAAGGUGACAAUCCCCUAUCUUGGCAACGAGUUAUAUUAGACCGUUCUACAUACUGGACAUUUCAGUGCGUGUCGUUUUGGACCUCACGGCUGAAGGCGCAAUGCAAGCCCCCAAGAGCCUCUUUCUUUACUUGCCUAGCUGUUCACUAGCUAAGGACUUGAAUGUUCAUUCAGACCGACUGUUCCUAGAGGGCAAGUCGCCUUUACUAAUU
Molecule: messenger RNA, 3513 nt
Organism: Aspergillus alliaceus
Lineage: Eukaryota; Fungi; Ascomycota; Eurotiomycetes; Eurotiales; Aspergillaceae
Exons: 3
Coding region: 298-3309 (1003 amino acids)
Molecular function (GO): protein binding
Source: RefSeq, a predicted model, not a curated record